Molecule: messenger RNA, 1122 nt
Organism: Ceutorhynchus assimilis (cabbage seed weevil)
Lineage: Eukaryota; Metazoa; Arthropoda; Insecta; Coleoptera; Curculionidae
Source: the annotation of a GenBank genome assembly
AUGGGAGGCUGGCAGAUAGUUAAAUUUCCAGAAGAUGAUAAUAAAGUUGAGGCUGUACCGUCAUCCUGGAUUUCAAAAGAGCAAGGAAAAAUCAUGUGUUUUUGGCCAAACACUAUUUCCAGCAGCAAAGUAUUAAAUUACAUAAAAAGUCAAGCACAACCGCAAGGUGACUGGAAAAGCUAUCCUGUUGUCAUUUUAACCCAGUAUCCUGAAGAAAGCUACUCAUUUGCUUGCCAGAAAGCAAAACGAGCACAGUAUACAAGUGCGGUUGAUACGGGUGAAGAAUCAGAAGAGGAUCGAAUAUCCAAGAGAAAACGCAAAAAGAAUCAUAAAUAUUUAAGUAGUGAAUCAGAAGAUUCACCGUUAAAAACGGCACGCAAGACGUCCAGACAGUUGAAUAAAAUGCCAACACCUCCAGACCAAACAAAAGUAGCAAGCAGCAGUUCUCAAAUUGCCCUAAAUAAUGUCAGCAAAAAUUUGGGAAAUGUCCUUGAGAGUGUAGCUGAAAAUACUGAUAGUGGUCAGAAUAAAGACGUUAGAACCACCAGUUCUCGCAACCAGAAUUUGACUAAGACAUCCUGUGAAAGAUGUAAAGAUUUAAAAGAAGUUUUAAGACUAUUAAAUCUGAUAAAUGCAAGAGUUUCCAAUAAUUUGGAAGAAAUCAAAGCGCUCCAAUCGGGAACUUCAUCUAACAGCAAUGCAAAAGUAGUUCAACCUGAAGCUAAUAUUGACAUAGGCACUCUUCCUGCAACAAAUGAACAUGAAUUUAGAGAACUUAGUAACAAAAUGAAUGAUAAGAGCAUCAGAGAAUAUAUGGUUAACAAACUUGUCCACAUUGGGGGAACCACAAUAAAAGAAAUUGUGAAAAGAUGUAUGUCAAGCAUUGUGGAUGAUAAAGUCCUUAUCUCUUACAGUUGGAUUGGAGGAAAGGGCAAAUUAAAAUUUUCUCACCUCAACAUAGCAGACCUAUUAGUUGAUGUCUGUAAGCUAAAUCCAUUAACCAAAACAGAGACGGCCAAAAAUGUGGAGCAGGCAAUUGCGCUGUAUCUAACAAAGGCAAAAGAAAGAACGACUAGACAAGAGGCCAAAAAGAACAAAGAACCGGAAGCUGAGGCACCCUAG